ACAUAACUAGCUGGUCGACGGAACACACGGUAGAUCUUCCUCAGCCACCAAGCGGACCACGACGCGUCGCUCCUCCAAAGAUGGACUGCAGGGUGUUGGUGUUAGUGGCGGCAUGCCUGACCCAGGUGACGUUGGCCGCCAAGGCAGAGGAAGAAACAGUAGCAGGAGCAGGAGCAGGAGCAGGAGCAGCAGGAACAGCAGCAGCAGCAGUUUCUCCAGCAGAAGCGGUAGAAGAUGAGACGUCACGUGACAAGAGGCACCACUUCCCUUACUACCCCUCUCCGUGGCAUGGUCCUCCUCACUGGAGCAGAGAGGCCUGGCUGGGGAGACUUCGCAGUGGUGAUGGACCUGGUGACUUCCGUUCUCAGCUCCCCGAUGUUGUAGACACUGCUCCCCAUAGUGACAGAGGUCGGCUUACCGGCCAUGGCCAACGUUAUCCCGGAAAGGGCUCUCACGGGUUCUACCCUUAUUACUACCGACCCUAUCCUCACCCAUACUCUUACCCUCCCCACCCAGGUCAUAGUUACCAUUAUGGCCACGGACACUUUGACUACGACUGUGUUUAUCCUUACCCUCAUUAUCAUUCCUAUGGACCAGGGCCAUUCCCAAGAGGGCAACUGGACAGAGAACAAGGUGGCUCUGGUGCUAGUGCUUCUGGCUUUGGCACUGGAACACGACCCCAGACUUCAGAUUCAAACUUCCCAUCUGAUUUUUCUUCUCUACAAACCCCUGGAUCAUCUAGGCCGCCAGGUGCUGUUGCAGACUCACAGGCUGGUGCAACUUCCUACUCUAACUCAUUCCCGAGUCGGCCAGGUCCCUCAGGAUUUGGCACUGGGCUCAACACAAAUACCUUCCCAGGCUCUUCCUUCAGCCGCCCAGAAGGCCAGUUUGGUGGCUUCGGUACAGGAAUUUCCGAUGAUUCAUUUGGUGGAGGAAGCAGUUCAUUUGGUGGUGGAGGAAGUUCAUUUGGUGGUGGAGGAAGUUCAUUUGGUGGUGGAGGAAGUUCAUUUGGUGAUGGUGGAGGAAGCAGUUCACUUGGUGGUGGAGGAAGUUCAUUUGGUGGAGGAGGAAGUUCAUUUGGUGGAGGAAGCAGUUCACUUGGUGGUGGAGGAAGUUCAUUUGGUGGUGGAGGAAGUUCAUUUGGCGAUGGUGGAGGAAGCAGUUCACUUGGUGGUGGAGGAAGCAGUUCAUUUGGUGGUGGAGGAGGAAGUUCAUUUGGUGAUGGUGGAGGAAGCAGUUCACUUGGUGGUGGAGGAAGUUCAUUUGGUGGUGGAGGAAGUUCAUUUGGUGGAGGAAGCAGUUCACUUGGUGGUGGAGGAAGUUCAUUUGGUGGAGGAGGAAGUUCAUUUGGUGGAGGAAGCAGUUCACUUGGUGGUGGAGGAAGUUCAUUUGGUGGAGGAGGAAGUUCAUUUGGUGGAGGAAGCAGUUCACUUGAUGGAGGAUUCCCAAGUUCCACAUUCAACACGGGCUCAGGAGCAGACACUUCAUCCAACUUUGGACCAGGAUCAACAGACACUACACAAGGUUUCAGUGCUGGGUUGUCUUCUCAAGACAGUAAACAACCAUAUGGACUGUCUUCUGGCUCUGAUGAUACUGGCAGCUCAUCUUUGGGUGGGUCAGGGAACUUCCUCGGAGCUGGUUCUCCGGCUGCACCCAUCCCUGGUUUCGGCAAUGAAAUAAGAGCUCGCGACACAGAGGCAGCAAGUCAGAAGACCAAGAAAGCUGAUGGUACCAUUGUAUAGUAAUCCUUGGAGUUCUACCUGUUAUUUUAUAUUGCAAAAUUAUAAUUUAAAAUCAAAUGACAAGGAUCAUAGUUUGUAUAAUGUUAUCUGUUAUUACCUCUAAGUUGUAUACAAGUAUUAAGAUAACAGACAAUGAAUUAUAUUUCUCUUGGUGUCACAGACUGAGAGAAUAGAGUGGCGCUUUAACGUAAGAUAAGCUUACAGUGAUGGCUGUUAUCUGUGAUGUUCUACCACGGCUGAGGUGUGUAAAAUGUUUUUCUAUAAACUUCUUCUGAAAUCCA
Molecule: messenger RNA, 2023 nt
Organism: Homarus americanus (American lobster)
Lineage: Eukaryota; Metazoa; Arthropoda; Malacostraca; Decapoda; Nephropidae
Product: loricrin-like
Exons: 2
Coding region: 81-1742 (553 amino acids)
Source: RefSeq, a predicted model, not a curated record